Messenger RNA from Rotaria socialis, 954 nucleotides. The record is from the annotation of a GenBank genome assembly. Lineage: Eukaryota; Metazoa; Rotifera; Eurotatoria; Philodinida; Philodinidae.
AUGUUCAUCUACUAUUUCCUAUUUUAUUUUUCAUUCAAUGUACUUGUAUUUGCAUCGCCGGGUGAUAAUCAUUAUUUGUAUCGAGCAUGUUUACACCAUUGCAAGCAAAUUAAUUGCAGUACAUCGUUAGGUUUACGAGAUUUUCAAGAAAAACAAACAUUUUUUGAGUAUAUUUUCCAAUGGUCCUGCCAAGAUGAAUGUGCCUAUGAAUGUAUGUGGAAAACUGUUGAUAAUAUGGAAGACAAAGAUGAGCCUAUUGUACAAUUUCAUGGCAAAUGGCCAUUUACCCGUUUGCUGGGUAUUCAAGAGCCUGCAUCGACAUUAUUUUCCAUACUAAAUUUACUCUCAAAUUAUAUAUUUGGCUAUCGAGUACUUCGACGUUCGCUCAGAUACGGUUUGCAUCCACUUUAUUCAAUGUGGAUAAUAUUCUGUUUGAUAUCGAUGAACGCAUGGGUAUGGUCAACUAUAUUUCACGCACGUGAUAAACCAUUAACAGAAACGUUUGAUUAUAUCGGUGCUCUUUCUCUUGUUUUUGCGCAAUUUGCAUGUUGUAUUAUUCGUGUUGGCUAUCGAACAAAAUAUAUGCGUUUAGCAAAAUUGGCAACGUUAUCGAUCUUCAUUUUUUUUCUUUAUCAUGCUUAUUAUUUACUUUUUAUUAAAAUGGAUUUUGGUUACAAUAUGAAAGUAAAUAUUGUUAUUGGUCUUCUCAAUGUGAUAUGUUGGCUCCUAUGGAGUGUAGUGAAUUUUCUUGCCGGAAAAGUUUAUGUUUGGCGAUGUGCAUUAUCCGUUGCGUUAACAAUGGCUUUUGUUGCGUUAGAAUUAGCUGAUUUUCCACCGAUCUUUUGGCUGAUUGAUGCACAUUCGUUGUGGCAUCUUUCGACCAUGUUUUUACCUAUUUUAUGGUAUCGUUUUAUUGUUGAUGAUUCGAGAUAUUUGCUAGGUUAUUUCGAUUGA